Tarenaya hassleriana is the source of this 2277-nucleotide messenger RNA. Its product is annotated as zinc finger CCCH domain-containing protein 55-like. The record is from RefSeq and is a predicted model, not a curated record. Gene Ontology annotation, molecular function: RNA binding. Bases 105 to 1931 code for a protein of 608 amino acids. NCBI's taxonomy places the organism in Eukaryota, Viridiplantae, Streptophyta, Magnoliopsida, Brassicales, Cleomaceae. The transcript is spliced from 9 exons.
ACACAAGCUAGUACCCACUACUUUCAAAAAAAAAAAGGGUCUCUGCCUCUCUGGGUCUCUUCUUCUUCGUCUCCAUCUUCUGUAAGAGCAGAGAAAUCACGGCCAUGGAUCCCGGAGAUCCUAUUUCCAUACUUUUCACUAAGAUCAGAACACUGGAACCGGAGAACGCGUCGAAAAUCAUUGGGUAUUUGUUGUUGCGGGAUUUGGGUAAGAGAGAUUUGAUGCGUUUGGCUCUUGGACCAGACACUGUGUUGCAGUCUCUCUGUCUUAAAGCUAAAUCCGACUUGGGUCUUUCUUCAAACACCUUGUCUACGCCGACGCCAUUUAACCCUAUCUCCAGACCCAUCAAUAUCCUCCGACCACCAUUCUCUCAGUCUUCUCCGAGGAUGUCCGGAAAUGGGUUCGUCGAGUUCUCGAGGAACCCUCUGUCUCCUUCUCUGACUCCCGGCUCACUUAACAGCAACCCCAGCCUGAGCUCGAGCCCAUUUCAGAACGGGUCGUCGCUUCUGGGUUCUUCUUCCAUGGCUGAUGGAGUUGGCGAUGCAAGUGGAAGCGGCGAUUUACUCGAUGAGCAACACCUCGGCGACUAUUUAUCGUUCCUAGAUGAUUCCUCUUCGAAGAAUGAAGAAGUUGCGGACCCAUUUGGAUUCUCAGCCAACAAUGGCGAUGCCCAGUUGCACAGGAGGAGUUUCUCAGCCAGUGAUGCUUGUUUGGGGUCGGAAGAUCCUGGAUUUGGCUCCGGCUGCAGUCUCUUGCACGGCUACGAUUUCGGUGGCCGUGGCUGGUUCGGGUCUCCGAGUAAAAUGGAUGAUGUUCACAGGCAACAGGAGGAGAUGAUGAGGAUGAAGGUAGCUCAUCAGCGUCGGAUGGCGGCUGCUCAGCUCAUGUUGGCUGGAGCUUCCACAAUGCCGUAUGACAAGGGACUCAAUUUCCACUUGCAUCCUCGAAAUGGACAGAGGCUAGUUCCCAGACAAUAUGGCGAAGAGGGUUACUGCUAUGGUACUCCGGGCCGGCAUGAAAGGGAAGAUUUUAUGGGAGAUAAGUUUCAUUCAGCUUCUAGACAGAUUUAUUUGACAUUUCCAGCUGACAGCUCCUUCUCUGAUGGAGAUGUCUCCAACUAUUUCAGCAAUUUUGGACCGGUGCAAGACGUGCGGAUUCCGUAUCAGCAGAAAAGGAUGUUUGGUUUUGUCACUUUCGUCAAUGCCGAGACCGUGAGGCUCAUAUUGGCUAGAGGAAACCCUCAUUUCAUAUGUGAUUCACGCGUUCUCGUUAAACCAUACAAGGAGAAAGGAAAGAUCCUAGAAAACAGGAGGCAACAGCAACUACAGCAGCAGAUGGAGAGGGGGAACUUCUCUCCUUGUUCAAGUCCUUCAGGGAUUAAUUCCAGGGAUCCAUUUGGCUGUCACUUUGGACCAAAAAUGUUAUGUGGCACACCGGAGACACUGAGAAGAGAAGCCGAGCAAGCUGAUAUGCAACAUGCCAUAGAACUUCAAAGGAGAAGGUUCAUGACUCUGCAGCUACCUGACUUGGAAAACCAAUCAAUCCACCAUCACCAUCGUAGUCUUUCUGUUGGUUCUCCCGGUCGUUUUCCCUCUCGUAUCAAUCAAAGUAUUUUUCUUCAAUCAGAAAACAUCAGUGAAGAAAUCGUCGAAGCAGAUGACAACGAUACAGGAGAGAAACAUCUCUGGCUAGAAGCAAGCGGAGCCUUUCUGAAUGAUACCGAUCAUUGCAGGAGCCAACAAGGUGACUACAGUGGCGAAUCCUGUAACAAAGGGCAAGAGACCAAUCUCGAGAACAUUCUUCCCGAUAGCUUCUUUGCUUCUCCCGCAAAAUCCAGUGAAACCCACCAGCCUGAAUCCGAGAAAGAGAAAUGUAUUCCUCUCUCUGAUUCCGAGGACAAUAAGCCUUACUCAUCGGUUCAAUCUGCCUAACUAGCAUUUGGUUCACCGCUAUAGACAGAAAAAACCCAAGUGUAUGUACCAAAAGAAUAGCCAGAGAUUUUGAUAAGGCCGAGAGUAGAAGAGGAAGAAUCGUCUGUGUGUAAAGCUAAGCAUCUUAACCUGGAGAAGAAAGAAGAGUAGAGAAAGACCUGUUAGGAUUAGAUAUCUGGAAGGCGAUUGAAAAAGAAAAUGUCGUCUGCGAUAUAAUUACCACUAACCUCAAACAAGACAUGAACAUUCAGAAUGAUACAGUAACUGAAAACUUGCAGUGUGUUUUUCCUUUGUCCUUACUUUGUUCUGUUCUCUAUAAAUACAGUAUCUGUAUUACUAAUAUACU